AUGGUCAGCACCAACAGUGAAAUAGGCGAUGCCAAAAUGGACGAACCAAAGGUGAAUGAAGAGCGAGAAGUGGACAACAAUAGCAAUAACAAUGCUAGUGACAGUGAUAUUCCGGAGAAAUCUAUUAGUAGAUGA
Molecule: messenger RNA, 135 nt
Organism: Dentiscutata erythropus
Lineage: Eukaryota; Fungi; Glomeromycota; Glomeromycetes; Diversisporales; Gigasporaceae
Source: the annotation of a GenBank genome assembly